Messenger RNA from Didymodactylos carnosus, 684 nucleotides. Lineage: Eukaryota; Metazoa; Rotifera; Eurotatoria; Philodinida; Philodinidae. The record is from the annotation of a GenBank genome assembly.
AUGAAUUAUAUACUCUGUUUGCUGCUGGCAGCCCUAUUAUUAUUUAUUCAAGGUCUAUCAAUCAUUAACACUACAAGCCAAAGAAAAUUUGAGUGGUCAAGUUCUUAUUAUAAUCGUUCGUACCCCGUUUUAUCGGGUGAUGUUCACGAACUAUUCGAUUUCAACAAUGUCGAACAUAAUCAAUCUUUUAACAAAAAUCAACAAAUAUUAUUCGAAGAAUUUCGUCUUGCUAAGACGGAUACAUCGCCGGUACUGACACCAAUAUCAGCUUCAAAAACUGAUCAUAAAAGAUCAAAACGUGAUACUCAGUUGAACACGUCGAUACCAAUCACAACCGCUGUCAUAUCUACAACAAAAACUACGACUAUUACUUCUCUACAUACGUCGCAACUCGUUCAGCAUUCAAAUCUAACUCAGACGACAUCAGUAUAUAAUCUAUCUCCAAUUACAACUGGUGAUGAUGCAGCUGAAAGAUGGUCAAACUUACUUUCAAUGCAAGACGAAGAACUGAUUCCUGUUGAUGUGCUGUCAAGACAACUGUUGUUUGAUGUAGAUACAACUAUGGAUGGAAGUGGAGAGUGUAAGAAUUUUUACAUAUUUUCAAGAAAUCAUAUUAUAAAUAAACCUGAUGUUUAUUUGAGAUAUCAUUAUCCUUUUCAAACCAUGAGACAUGUUUUUUUUUGA